AUGAAGGUCACGAUUAAGCAAUGGAAUGCUGUAGCAACGUGGCGAUGGGACAUGCCAGAAGAAGAUGUUUGUGGCAUCUGUCGUGUCCAAUUUGACGGUACCUGUCCGACUUGCAAAUAUCCUGGGGACGAUUGCACACUUUUGAUUGGAAAAUGUGGCCAUUCAUUCCAUAUGCACUGCCUCUUAACAUGGAUUCAACAAGAGUCCUCUAAAGGCCUCUGUCCUAUGUGCCGGCAGAAGUUUGAAUGGAAGCAAGAAGACGAAUGA
Molecule: messenger RNA, 267 nt
Organism: Ophidiomyces ophidiicola
Lineage: Eukaryota; Fungi; Ascomycota; Eurotiomycetes; Onygenales; Onygenaceae
Gene: APC11
Product: ubiquitin-protein ligase Anaphase Promoting Complex
Exons: 4
Coding region: 1-267 (88 amino acids)
Biological process (GO): anaphase-promoting complex-dependent catabolic process; protein ubiquitination; positive regulation of mitotic metaphase/anaphase transition
Cellular component (GO): anaphase-promoting complex; nucleus
Molecular function (GO): ubiquitin protein ligase activity; cullin family protein binding; zinc ion binding
Source: RefSeq, a predicted model, not a curated record